AUGCAGGAGCUCCGCAACGCGCCGACGUUCCACGCGGGCCUGCCGACGGCGGGGCAGCCCCUGUCGGCCCCCGCGCCCGCGCUCCCCGCGGCGCAGCAGCCCCCGUCGGCUCCAGCGCCCAGGGAGCACCUCGCCAGCGCCGCCACGUUCUUGGUCGGGGCCCCGGCCACCGCCAACGCCUUCUCGUCGGAGGCGGAGCGCCUCGAGGCGAUGCGGAUGGCGGCGACGUGCCCCAGCCUCGCCGCCCCGGGGGGCUCGCGCGGAGGUGGGCCGCCACAGCCGCCACCCCAGCCGCCAGCGCUGGCACCGGGCUGCCCUGGAAAGGCGCAGGAGCUCCGGCCUGGUCGGCUGGUGGGCGUGGACACGGGCACCGCGCGCUCCCUCUUCGAGCCUUCCAUGGCGGACGACGCGCUGGGGGACCCCGAGGAGGCCAAGUCCAGGGCGCGGGAGUGGCAGUUCCAGCUGCGGGUGGAGGCCAAGCGGAUAGAGAUGGAGGUGAAGCGGAUGCGCGCGGAGGAGCGCCGCCUCCGCCAGAGGAUCGCGGCCCGGGCGCAGCGCGGGCACCGGCAGGACGUGCAGAUGCUCGCGGGCGCCCUGGUUCAAUCCCGCAGGGUGGCCGCCCGCCUGGAAAGCGCGAGGUCUGCGAUGGAGGCCUGCAGCCUGCAGAUCGGGGGCGCCGUGGCGGCCGCCAGCGCCGCCGGCGCGCUGCGGCUGUCGGGCGACGUGGUGCGUGGCCUAUCGCAGUUCGCCGCGACGCCCGAGUCCGGGGAGGCGCUCCGGGCCGUGGUGGCCGACAUGGAGCGCUCCGCCGGCGCUGGCGUGGGCCUGGGCGCCGCCGCGGCGGCGCCGGUGUUUCGGCCGGCGCCCGAGGCCGCCUCGGCCGACGAGGUGCAGAGGGUCAUUGACGAGAUCAACCUCGACAUCCAGCUUGCCCAGCAAGCUGCUGCCCCGGCGACGGUGGCGGACCUCGUGCGCCCGUCGGCCAGCGCGGCGUCCACGGUGCUCAACAUGGACAGCCCCGCGGCCACCACGGUCGGCCUGCCCCUCUCCGGCGUGGCACCCGCAACGCGGCUCCCCGUGCACGCAGCGCCGGCGCCGCGGGCGUGCCUGGCGGGCCCGCAGCCGGCAAGCGGCCCGGCGUAUUACACCCAGCCCCUGCACGCGGGGCACCGGCUGGUCCCAGCGGGCCUGCAGCCCUGCUAG
This is a messenger RNA of Prorocentrum cordatum, 1203 nucleotides long. The record is from the annotation of a GenBank genome assembly. Lineage: Eukaryota; Dinophyceae; Prorocentrales; Prorocentraceae.